This is a messenger RNA of Sciurus carolinensis (gray squirrel), 2950 nucleotides long. RefSeq names its product poly(A)-specific ribonuclease (gene Parn). Bases 342 to 2075 code for a protein of 577 amino acids. Gene Ontology annotation, molecular function: metal ion binding; poly(A)-specific ribonuclease activity; RNA binding. Gene Ontology annotation, cellular component: nucleus; cytoplasm. Gene Ontology annotation, biological process: nuclear-transcribed mRNA poly(A) tail shortening. The record is from RefSeq and is a predicted model, not a curated record. The transcript is spliced from 24 exons. Lineage: Eukaryota; Metazoa; Chordata; Mammalia; Rodentia; Sciuridae.
GCCCCCCGCACGGACCCCCGCGGAAGCAGAGGAGGAGCUGGACGCUUCACUUCCGGAAGUAACCGAGGACAGACAGCGGAGAGUGCCCCCGGCCCGCGACCAUAGAGGAGAGGCCGCACUCAUUUCCCAGCCCCCUCAACCCCGCGACCUCCCCGCUGCCUAGAGCGGCCGCUCCGGACUUUAAGAGUAAUCUUCAAACAGUGUACCAGGCCAUAGAGGAGGCGGACUUCUUUGCCAUCGAUGGGGAGUUUUCAGGUAUCAGCGAUGGACCUUCAGUCACCGCAUUAACAAAUGGUUUUGAUACUCCAGAGGAGAGGUAUCAGAAGCUUAAAAAGCAUUCCAUGGAUUUUUUGCUGUUUCAGUUUGGCCUUUGCACUUUUAAGUAUGACUACACAGACUCAAAGUAUGUGACGAAGUCAUUUAACUUCUAUGUUUUCCCGAAACCCUUCAAUAGAUCCUCACCGGAUGUAAAAUUUGUUUGUCAGAGCUCCAGCAUUGACUUUCUGGCAAGUCAAGGAUUUGAUUUUAAUAAAGUUUUUCGCAAUGGAAUUCCAUAUUUAAAUCAGGAAGAAGAAAGACAGUUGAGAGAGCAGUUUGAUGAAAAACGCUCUCAAGCCAAUGGUGCUGGAGCUUUGGCAUAUGCAUCUCCUAAUGCCUCAAAAUGUCCUGUGACGAUUCCCGAGGAUCAAAAGAAGUUUAUUGACCAAGUGGUAGAGAAAAUAGAAGAUUUAUUACAAAGUGAAGAAAACAAGAACUUGGAUUUAGAACCAUGUACUGGGUUUCAAAGAAAACUAAUUUAUCAGACUUUGAGCUGGAAGUACCCCAAAGGCAUUCAUGUUGAGACUUUAGAAACUGAAAAGAAGGAGCGAUACAUAGUUAUCAGCAAAGUAGAUGAAGAAGAGCGGAAAAGAAGAGAGCAGCAAAAACAUGCUAAAGAACAGGAGGAAUUGAAUGAUGCUGUGGGAUUUUCAAGAGUCAUUCAUGCCAUUGCUAAUUCGGGAAAACUUGUUAUUGGACACAAUAUGCUCUUGGAUGUCAUGCACACAGUUCAUCAGUUCUACAGCCCUCUGCCUGCGGACUUAAAUGAGUUUAAGGAGCUGACAACAUGUGUUUUCCCCAGACUCUUGGAUACUAAAUUGAUGGCCAGCACACAGCCCUUUAAGGAUAUCAUUAACAACACAUCCCUUGCAGAACUGGAAAAACGGGUAAAAGAGACACCUUUCAACCCUCCUAAAGUUGAAAGUGCAGAAGGUUUUCCAAGUUACGACACAGCUUCUGAACAGCUCCACGAGGCAGGCUAUGAUGCUUACAUCACAGGACUGUGCUUCAUCUCCAUGGCGAAUUACCUAGGUUCUUUUCUCAGUCCUCCAAAAAUCCAUGUGUCCGCCAGAUCAAAACUCAUUGAACCUUUUUUUAACAAGUUAUUUCUUAUGAGGGUCAUGGAUAUCCCCUAUCUAAACCUGGAAGGACCGGAUUUACAACCUAAACGUGAUCAUGUUCUCCAUGUGACGUUCCCCAAAGAAUGGAAAACCAGCGACCUUUACCAGCUUUUCAGUGCCUUUGGUAGCAUUCAGAUAUCCUGGAUUGAUGACACAUCGGCUUUCGUCUCUCUCAGUCAGCCUGAACAAGUACCCAUUGCUGUCAAUACCAGCAAAUAUGCAGAAAGCUAUCGGAUCCAGACCUAUGCUGAAUAUGUGGGGAAAAAACAGGAUGAGAAGCAGAUCAAGAGAAAGUGGACGGAGGACAGUUGGAAGGAGGUGGAGAGAAAGCGGCUGAACACUCAGGGUUUGUCCCACCCGCUGCAGAACCACUGUUACCACACCAACAGCUUUUCAGCCACCAGCAGAGUCGGAAAGAGAAAUCUGAGUCCUAGUCCAGGAGAAGCCGUCUUAGAGGACAGAGUAUCAGGGGAGAUUUCUGACUCUGAGCUUGAGCAGACAGAUUCCUGUGCAGAAUCCCUCUCAGAGGGAAGAAAAAAGGCCAAGAAAUUAAAAAGAAUGAAGAAAGACCUUUCUCCAGCAGGGCACACUGAGGACUGUCCCGCCAAGCUCUUUGAAGUUCCUGACACGUGGUAACCAGGACCUGAGCGACCCAAACUGCUGGUGCUGUCGCUGAGGAAGAGCGGCGGCUCCCUGAAGCCAUGCUGUACUCACCUUAAUAAAAUGUGCCGUGGGAGGGCCGAAGCCCCACGUCUCCUCAAAGACCAGCUGGUAUCUUUGUGGCCGUGUUUCUCCUUUUUCCCUUUUAAUCUAAACUAACUGCUGACAACGUCACAGUUGUAGGCUGUCAUGGAUGUGUACAUCUUUAGCCGGCUGAUCACCCCGUACUCACGUGAAACCUUUCCUGGCACGAACUCCACCAGGUGUCCAGGACUCCACCUGGGGGGGUCGGUGUGAGUCAGCCGAUGUCGAUCCUCUGGUCCUGGUCUGGCUCAGCACUCCUGCGUGGAGAGGCGUUGCCCAGGUGGUGGGGCCUUGCAGGUGGUGGUCCGCUGCUUCCCCACAGCUGCCUGAACACAGAGGCACGCGGGCCUCUUCCAAGCAGGAAGGUGCCUACCAGCGUCAGCCCAUGAAGGAGCGUGGGACUACCCAACUGUUGUUUUUCCAACCAUCUGAGCUUCUUAUGGGGGGUGUCCGAGUAAAAGGUCGUUUCUGUUCUUGCACAUAGUGCCGUGUGCGCCUUGAGGUGUCCUCGCCCGUCUUUCCGCUGUGUGUCUGUGUUUGGGGUGUGGUGGCGUGUGUGUGGACGCGCGCGUGAGUGAAAUCAUGGCUAAUCGACAACACAUAUCAGCCUGUCAUGCGGACAGGUCACAGCAGCAGCAAAACACCCUGGAUCUCUCCGUGAAUCUGCUUCCAAUAGAUCAUUGUUAGAUAUUUAACAUUUUUGUAUUGUGGAAAUAAAGAUUAAAAAUGUAUUUCCAAAAGAUAAAAUUAAAGAAAUUUUCAUAGAA